Elephantulus edwardii (Cape elephant shrew) is the source of this 1659-nucleotide messenger RNA. RefSeq names its product TOX high mobility group box family member 2 (gene TOX2). NCBI's taxonomy places the organism in Eukaryota, Metazoa, Chordata, Mammalia, Macroscelidea, Macroscelididae. The record is from RefSeq and is a predicted model, not a curated record. Gene Ontology annotation, molecular function: chromatin DNA binding. Gene Ontology annotation, cellular component: nucleus. The transcript is spliced from 8 exons. Gene Ontology annotation, biological process: regulation of transcription by RNA polymerase II. The coding region runs from base 23 to 1417 and encodes 464 amino acids.
UGGUGACAGCGCCUACGUGGGGAUGAGUGACGGAAACCCAGAGCUCCUGUCGACCAGCCAGACUUAUAACAGCCAGAACGAGACCAACGAAGACUAUGAGAUCCCCCCUAUAACACCCCCAAACCUCCCAGAGCCAUCCCUCCUGCACCUGGGGGACCACGAAGCCAGCUACCACUCGCUGUGCCACGGCCUUGCACCCAACGGUCUGCUCCCUGCCUACUCCUACCAGGCCAUGGACCUCCCGGCCAUCAUGGUGUCCAACAUGCUGGCCCAGGACAGCCACCUGUUGUCAGGCCAACUGCCCACGAUCCAGGAAAUGGUCCACUCGGAGGUUGCUGCCUAUGACUCCGGCCGACCAGGGCCCCUGCUGGGCCGGCCAGGGAUGCUGGCCAGUCACGUGAGCGCCCUCAGCCAGUCUCAGCUCAUUUCUCAGAUGGGCAUUCGGAGUGGCAUCACUCACAGCUCGCCGUCCCCCCCAGGAAGCAAGUCAGCGACCCCCUCACCCUCCAGCUCGACUCAAGAGGAGGAGACAGAAGCACAUUUCAAGAUCUCAGGAGAGAAGAGACCCUCAGCUGACCCGGGGAAAAAGGCCAAGAACCCGAAGAAGAAGAAGAAGAAGGACCCCAACGAGCCCCAGAAGCCCGUGUCGGCCUACGCGCUGUUCUUCAGAGACACUCAGGCUGCCAUCAAGGGGCAGAACCCCAGCGCCACCUUCGGCGACGUGUCCAAGAUUGUGGCCUCCAUGUGGGACAGCUUGGGAGAGGAGCAGAAGCAGGCCUACAAGAGGAAGACAGAAGCCGCUAAGAAGGAGUAUCUGAAGGCUCUGGCAGCCUACAGGGCCAGCCUCGUCUCCAAGAGCCCCCCAGACCAGGGGGAAACCAAGAGUCCACAGGCCAACCCGCCAGCCAAAAUGCUACCCCCCAAGCAGCCCAUGUAUGCCAUGCCAGGCCUGGCCUCCUUCCUGACACCGUCGGACCUACAGGCCUUCCGCGGAGGGGCCUCUCCCGCAAGCCUCGCCCGGACGCUGGGCUCCAAGUCGCUGCUGUCGGGCCUCAGCGCGUCAUCCCCGCCGCCCUCCUCCUUCCCGCUCAACCCUCCUCUGCACCAGCAGCUGCCACUGCCGCCCCAUGCACAGGGCGCCCUUCUCAGCCCACCUGUUAGCAUGUCGCCAGCUCCCCAGCCCCCCGUCCUGCCCACCCCCAUGGCACUCCAGGUGCAGCUGGCUAUGAGCCCCUCACCUUCAGGGCCGCAGGAUUUCCCUCACAUCUCUGAGUUCCCCAGCAGUUCGGGGUCCCGCUCCCCUGGCCCAUCGAGCACCACGAGCAGUGGAGACUGGGACAGCAGCUACCCAAGCGGGGAGUGUGGCAUCAGUACCUGCAGCCUGCUCCCCCGAGACAAAUCACUCUACCUCACCUAAUCCCACCACCUCCCUCCCGCCUUGUCCCUGAGGCUCGCUGGAGGACACUGCUCGGGGUCUGAGGGGCUGACCGCAGAAAACAGGCCUUGCCAGGCAGCAGGCAGCAGGGUGAGCAGUAGCGACGAGGGAGCAGUAACACGCCAAUGCCCAGGGCAGAGUCCCCUCCGCCACCUCCCACCGGACUCUCCAGAGGCAGCCCACGCCCGCGCCAAACCCAAAGAACCUGCAGGAAGCUUCCACCC